Molecule: messenger RNA, 1548 nt
Organism: Paramecium tetraurelia
Lineage: Eukaryota; Ciliophora; Oligohymenophorea; Peniculida; Parameciidae
Exons: 4
Biological process (GO): NLS-bearing protein import into nucleus
Cellular component (GO): nucleus
Molecular function (GO): nuclear import signal receptor activity
Source: RefSeq, a predicted model, not a curated record
AUGUAAACAAAUUAAAAUACCUCAACUAAUUUGUUGCUGUAAAAUAAAAAAGAAUUGUUUCAUAUAUAGCUUCGAAAGGAGAAGAGAGAGGAGAUCUUCAAAUCGAAAAGAAUCAUUUAAAAAUAAAACGAAACACCCGAACACAUCUAAUUGAAUCCUGAGUAAUUAGAUUAGUACAUCACAGAGUUGAUGAAAGAGUGCAUUGAUAUCUACAGAAACAGAUUGCCAGAUGAUUUUGAUAAGAUGCUGAACAAUUUAAAGAGAUUGAGGAAAUUACAGAACUUGGAUUAACGAGGGGAGGCAUUCUCUCUUUGUUUGUUUAAGAAUGAUUUUAUAGAAUAUAUUCUUGUUCUAUUGAAUGAGCAAUUCGAUCAUGCUUCUCAAUUAUAAGUGGAAGGAGCUACAAUUUUAGCUAAUUUUUUUGGUAUGAUGGAUAAAAAUUCACGAUUAUACUUUUCCUCAUACUUGCCAAUGUUGAAUGUGUUGAGUGAUGUGAUAACUAAGAAUUUUGGGAGAUUGCUAAUUUCAAAGAAUGCUCCAUUAGUUGAUUCAUGUUUGUAUGCUUUAGGGAAUGCAUUUUACGAUUAACAAAUAUUGGUUCAAAAAUUCAAAUAGCAUUUUGGUUUGAAGCAUUUACUCUAAGUAUCAAUGCAUUUGAACACAGUUGUUUGGGUAUUGGACACUCUGACAGGGAAUAGAGAAUUUCUGAACAAGGAGGAAUUGGAAUUGUCAUUGCAAAUUCUCGAUAAAUAAUUACAAUCAAAUGACGUUGAAAACUUCAUUCAUAGUUUAAGUGCCUUGAGGAACAUCAGCCAAUACCAAAUAGAUGCAAUACCGAUGAUAAUUGGUCUGACUUCCUUUUAGAAAAUCGUUGAGAUAGUGUCCCAAAAAUAGGAUCUGGUACAUCUGCAUUCGACUUCCUUGGAGAUAAUCUUUGCAUUGAGUACCAUGAACGACUACGAAUAAGUCAAGAAGCUGGACAACAAAUACAAUCUAAUGGAAGUCUAUGUCACAUACUUGUCUUCUUAUGAGAAGGAAUAUAGAUUGAAAUCAAUGAUAUCGUUGACCAAUUUAUGCAAUCUCAACGAGACCUUUGCAAUUCAGUUGUCUAAAAUGCCUUAUGUGAUUGAGAAGAUCAUAUCAAUAACUAUCUAGACAGAACAAUAGCAGAUUUUGAAUGGAGUCAACUUGAUCUACAGUAUGUUGCAAUACGAAAAGAUUGAAAUGAAUCAAAAUUUCAUCAAUAACAAGAUCUUAAGCUUGAUUUCACGCAUUUUAGAAUAUCUUAACAAUGACAUUCUAAUUUCCACUUUGAAAUCUUUGUGGAUCUUAUUGCAAUCCAUUGAAUAUUACACAGCAUCAAUUUAGAUCCCAGGAGAUGAUAAGAUUAAAUCACAAGUUUACAUGAUGAAUCAACUAAAUGUACACAACAUCCAAGACAAAUUGCUGACUUUAUACCAAAAUGUAAACAAUCAAGAAGUGAGAGAUUGGAUUGAUGAAUGUGUGAAUAUUUUGGAGAAGACCCAGAAUGAGAUUGAAACUUAUUGA